This is a messenger RNA of Python bivittatus (Burmese python), 388 nucleotides long. The record is from RefSeq and is a predicted model, not a curated record. Lineage: Eukaryota; Metazoa; Chordata; Lepidosauria; Squamata; Pythonidae.
GAAUGGCGCCUUCGUCACGGGAGGACCGGCGUCCCGCACUAUCGCUGCUGCGUUUGACCAUGGCACUGUCAAAUGAUGAAGCCCUUAUUAAUAAAAGAUUACCUAAAGAACUUCUUUUAAGAAUAUUUUCAUUCUUGGAUACAAUUACUUUGUGUAGAUGUGCACAAAUUUCUAAGUAUUGGAAUGUCUUGGCUCUGGAUGGAAGUAACUGGCAAAGAACUGAUCUUUUCAACUUUCAGACAGAUGUAGAGGUUGUUAUACUGCAAUUCUCCACUGUUGCUGAAACAGCUAUUUAUAUACAGUGAAACUGAAACUUGGAAGGCAAUAUAAUUUUAUCUCAUAUCUACUCUUUGUUGAUUUGAAAUUAUUCAGUUAAAUAAAUAAUACA